This is a messenger RNA of Tremella mesenterica DSM 1558, 1404 nucleotides long. RefSeq lists its product as uncharacterized. The transcript has 4 exons. The annotation marks the transcript as partial. The record is from RefSeq and is a predicted model, not a curated record. Lineage: Eukaryota; Fungi; Basidiomycota; Tremellomycetes; Tremellales; Tremellaceae.
UCAGUGAUCAUGUUCCCACCAAGACUACCCACACCUCCUGGAUCAGAACCCAUUCCAUCGCUCAUCUUGUGUGCCGAUGGUGGUGGUUCUAAAGUAUGUGUCGUGAUCCGUUCAAGAGAUGGAGUGGAAGGUAGAGGAACAGCUGGACCUUGUAACGUACAAAGCGUCGGUCCCGGUCCAGCUAUACAAGCAUUACUUCUAGCUACCUAUCGAGCUCUUUCCCAACUCCCCCGACCUUAUCUUCCCGCAGGAUUGAAAAUCCCCGAACUUCCUCAUGAUCCUCAACAACCCAUUCAGAUCUUACCUCCUCCACCACCUAAACCAUUCCGACCCGGCGAAGCGGCUCGGAUCUUAAAAGCUUCUCAUCUCCCAGCCUUAUCGAUACCCUCCACACCCAUCAAUUCCCGUCCUCCUUCGCCGGAAACCUUUCGCACCUUGUUACCUCCUCUCAAUGUGGACGCUUUCCAGUACGCCUGGCUCGGUCUGGCCGGCAUAUCCACCACCGGUGAUGCCCGAGCGUUCUUACCCCAUGUGGUAAAUGGUUUGCGUAUCCGCUCGGACCGGGUCAAGAUCACAAAUGACGUAAAUCUCUUGGCCGCACCUGCUUUAGACAUAGGUGUUAAACACGUCAUUGCGGUGGUAUGCGGAACCGGUACUGUCGGUCGGACCAUCCGGGUUAAUCAGCCGGUUGCGGGAAGGGCGACACCUGAUUCAGAUACGGGGCGGUGUGUGCCAGAAGUAGGAAGCUUGCCUUUGGAAGAUGUGGCUGUUAGUAGGGGAUGGGGUUACAUGUUGUGUGACGAAGGAUCCGCAUUUUGGCUUGGAAGACUCGCUAUACGCCUUUUACUAUCCUACGCUGAUCGUGUAUCAUCUUGCGCCAUUUACGCUUCACCGCCACCGCCCCAUCUUCCCUUAUACGAUGAACUACUACGUUAUUUCGGCGUGCAAGAUCCAAUGCUUUUGAUCGAACUAACAUCCCUUACUUCUUGGGAGGGAAGUACAGGAGAAGCCGUAGCACGUCGUAAUGCGAUGGUGGCUGGUUCUGCUAGGAUCGUUUUAUCAUGGGCGUUUGACCGUUCGUCUCCACCUUCCCCCCACGCUCUUGCCGAUCCACGUUCACCGGACGAUCCAAUGGAGGCAAGCCGACGCGAAGCUCGAGCGUUGGCGAAGAAAUCUAUUGGACCAAUGAUUGAACUCACCCUGGAUUUAUUAGGUGACGGUAGUACGGUAACACCCGAAGACACCGCUUUGGUUUUAGGUGGAGGAUUAUGGCAAAGUAGAGGAUAUAGGGAUCUUUUAUUGGAAGGUUUAAGGAAACAAGGAGUGGUCUUCAGUCAAGUCAGAGUGGUUCAAGAUGCCGCGGGAGAAGGUGCGAAAGGUUUAGCAAGGGUUGAAUUUGCAUAA